Hylaeus volcanicus is the source of this 2091-nucleotide messenger RNA. RefSeq lists its product as uncharacterized. The coding region runs from base 329 to 907 and encodes 192 amino acids. NCBI's taxonomy places the organism in Eukaryota, Metazoa, Arthropoda, Insecta, Hymenoptera, Colletidae. The transcript is spliced from 2 exons. The record is from RefSeq and is a predicted model, not a curated record.
CGUACAACAUUUUCACUAAGGAAAAAGUUGUUUCAAAUCACCUCCCGAACCACCUCUUUCAAGGUGUUACAACAUUUUUAGCACACUCUGUACACAAAAAAACUGUACCAAACUAUACUAAAUUGAUCGGAGCAGCCAUUCUUGUUUUCUGGACGCUGGCCGUUAGCAACGACGCUCCGAUUUCGAGGGAUGAAAAUUUCUCUGGAUUUCUCGUUAUCCACACAAAUCUUACUUUAAUCAGUGCCAAAGGAAUCAAAACUCAAAAUUGAUACUAACUAACUAACAUCCCCACUAAAUAAUAAAAAAAGACGAAAAAGCAUCCAUAAACAUGCGACCAGAUUCGCGUAGCGUCUCGUUCACGUUCCACCGUGACGUUUUAAGUGUCAAAAAUUCACCAGAGAUAACUAAAGAUUCGAAAAAUUUGAGACGACGCCUCCAAGACCGUUUCGAGAAGGAGAAGUCCAGCGACACGUUCAAAGAGAAACCAUGCAAGGACAAGCACAGCGACAGAAGCUGGAACAAUAUAUCUCUUGUGAACAUGUCAGCAGAUUCUAGACGUGCUCUGCGAAGCGGAGCUGAGAAACUAUCAAAGACUAUAUCAUCGGUACGCACAACAUUUGGGACCAUCUCGCAGAAAUUUAGAAACUCUACGCGCAGGCGCCAGAGACUGGAGGAGCAGCACUCACCGAACAACAUGUGCACAAUGCAGACACCUCAAACACGUUCCCGCCAGCUCCUAGGACGAACACCUACCAAACUUUAUAGCCCUUUCGGCAUAGAAUCACCCAGACACGCGUGGGAUAAAGAGAAUAAGAAAGUCUCGUCGCACUCUUCGGGGAUCAAUACACGGUAUAUCCAUUGCAGCCCCUUCCGUUUCACAAGGAAAGGAUUCUCCAUGUUGAGAUAAAGCCUUUUUUUCUUUCUCUUAAGAUGUACUCGAUGAUCUCUUAACUUCCUAGCAACGCAUUCAAGAUUGCGUGCCUUGUGCAACUUACGAUUGACUUAUUUAUUGGAAAGUUCGUUUAGGUAGCGAUUCUCAUACGAUUAUUGUAACGCUUACCGACAAUAUCGAGUAGCUUCACAUGUAAAUGCCAUGUCUAAUGUAUUUAUACAAUUUUAUACGUAUUUAUAUCAGUAAUUAUCGAAUGCAAUAUCAAAUAAAGAAGCGAGACGAGGAAGUUGGCAGAAGAAAUGAAAUAUUUCCGAAACAUUUAACACUGGCAACUUGAGACAAAUAUUAUUUUCGUUAGUAAUUUUCAUUGGGUUGCAGGGAUUGUUUAAAGUCAAAUGAAACGUGAUUGGAGAAGUGGGAGCAGAACUGAAAUUAAUACUGGUAUUUUUCAGGCUUUUGUUACGUGCUACACAGUCGUGUUGAGUUUGCUUUUCGAUGACUUUGGAUCAUGAUUUAGCACUAAAUGUACCAGAUACUUAUUCUCGUCAUGAGAGGUCCUUUGACUCCUUGUGAGAGAUACACGAUGAUUUCUAGAAAGAAAUUCUUAACUUAUUCAAGAAAGUUUACUGUUAAAAGGGACUCCUUAUGCUCCGACUCUUAAUAUAGGACUGUACUUCUAUUUGGUUUAGGUAUAGAGAACUCAUUCCCAGGAUCAGAGAUGGGCAAAACCCUAGGCUUCGAAUAAAUCUGAAGUUUGUUUGGGUUCUUAUUUUGAACAUUUUCCAAAGAAGGAAACGAGACAAACAAAUCGACAAACUUCAGAUUUGUUCGAAGCCUAGGGUUUUGCCCAGAAGUAUUAGUUGUAAAUCUAUGAUAAGGACUUCGUAAGAGGUCAUUUGAUUCCGCUUGGUACAUUUAGCGUUAAUAUAGCCACAGUACUUCUGUUCUUCCGAUAGACAUUGGGAAUGCAGAAAUAAAUUUUACGAGUUCAAUGUACGCACUGAAGUAACACGAGCAAACUAUGCAUACGAGUCAGAUUCCUUUGUUGUUUGAUAGCAAUAUCUUUCUUCCCUUUGAAUUACUCGUCUUCUUCGCGACAAAUUGAUAUUUUUAACAGUAUUUUAAUAAUUAAGGGCAACGCAACAUGUAUAGAUAUUUAAGUAACAAUAAAAAUGAAAUUUUCUACCAAACUGAUGACG